CUGCUGGCGCUCAUGGCCUUCAGCACGCUGAUGAUAAAACGAUUUAGGGAGCCCAAAGAAGAGAGGCGUCCCUGGAUGAUAUGGUUUUAUGAUACCUCCAAGCAAGCCAUAGGUGCCCUCUUCAUCCAUUUUGCCAAUGUUUUCCUAUCUGAUCUUACUGAAGAAGACCCCUGCUCUCUCUAUUUAAUAAACUUCAUCCUUGAUGCCACCCUGGGGAUGCUGCUGAUCUGGCUUGGGGUGAAGGUUGUGUCCUGGUUUGUGGAGCGUCAACAGUACAACUACCUCAUCUUUGGAGAGUACGGUGAUCCUCCACAAGCUGCUGCUUGGAUCGGCCAGUGCAUCCUCUACUUGCUGAUAAUGGUCUUUGAGAAGACUGUGAUCAGCCUUGUCCUGCUCAUCCCUGGUUGGACAAAGCUUCAGGAGCUUUUGCUGGAUUACAUCCCAGACCCUCAGCUGGAACUUGUCCUGGUGAUGCUCAUUGUGCCUUUUAUAGUCAACGCCCUUAUGUUCUGGGUUGUAGACAGUUUGAUCAUGAGGAAACACAAGCAGAAGGACAGCCUUGACCUCAGCGGGUCCAUAGAAACCCCUCGGACUGUGAUGACCGAAGAAUCCCAGGUGUUGCUCUCCGCGGACUUGGAUUUUGACCAUCCUGAAAGCGACCGGGACAUCUCUAGGCUCCAAGGGACCAAGCCGAAAGUGAGGCAGGCGGGCUACCAGGUGGUCAUUUAACCAGCUGGAAAUCAAGUGAAACGGAGAAAGUGCCAACAAAGAAAAUAGUGAAAGCUGUUGUUGAACUCUGCCAGAGGGCUGGGUAGGCGUGAUAGUCUCUUGUACCCGUGAAUGGAGACCAUAUACUAACGCUACCCCGAUGGACCUUUUGAGAAGUUACUUUUUUUCCCCCAAUGAUGUAUUUGUACAUUCUGCAUUCUUGCUGCCUGGUAUGGUGGCUGGCACUGUGUAUACAUAGUGCCCGUACCUGUAUUUGUCUCCCAAGCACAGCAAGGGUAGAAUUAAUAGUUGCAUUUCUCUGGCUGGCCAGCUGGUUUGUAGUUUGUCAGGACUGAGGCAUAAAGGAAAGCUCAAUCUUUUUAUAAGAAGAGAUCUUUAUCAUGUAUUAGCUCUACUGGGCCACUUUUUAUAUGCACAGAUACUUGACAUGACUUGACUUUGUAAAAAUGUAUUUAAAUGUCCUUUUUGGGGGAUAAGGCUGAUUGGACCAGUGAAUGACAUGGGUGUCUGUUUGGUUUUUCUUUUUACUGUUUUAUACGGAUGGUAAUAAAAGCCUGAUUUUUGAAAUUG
Messenger RNA from Alligator sinensis (Chinese alligator), 1299 nucleotides. RefSeq names its product store-operated calcium entry regulator STIMATE-like. The transcript is spliced from 8 exons. The coding region runs from base 13 to 729 and encodes 238 amino acids. Lineage: Eukaryota; Metazoa; Chordata; Crocodylia; Alligatoridae. Gene Ontology annotation, cellular component: membrane. The record is from RefSeq and is a predicted model, not a curated record.